AUGUCUACACAGGCCAAGUUUUAUCAAGAACACAGCAUCAAAGUGAUCCUACCAACUCCAUAUCAAGCGACUACGAAUCUAUGCUACCUCAACCCAGUUCAAAUCUGGCCUCUCAACAACCGAGAUGCACGCCUCUUCAUUGAUCGUCUUUACCAGAUCCUCAACACUCUUGCACACGAGCGCCCCGAGACAUCAGGCACUAUUAGGAUCAGUCAUGUACAGCACCAGAAACACAAUGUUGCCCUUGUCAUAAACCCAAACGAUUGCAUCACCAUGGAUGUGCAAUAUGCUGAGAACGAGAUGCAUACCUUUGCGCAGCUGAAAGCUGCCCGCUUUCCACCUUCUGCCUUUGUAGGUUCUCGGUUCAAGUUUGACUGCGCCAAGACUGACGACAAUUAUGAAGUUCCAGCGAUGAGGGUUUUGGCCGUCAUUAUCAACGGAGGGUUAAUUCUCUCCUGGCAUUUCCACCAUUCACUGUUCGACGCUGAAGGUAUGCGAGUUGUUUUUAGCAUUGUCGGUUCAAUUGCAGCUGGCAACGAACCCUUUUACCGCUCCCAUCACCCCAAAUCACUAGCUAUGGAUUUUGCAGCCAGGCCCGGCGCAGCUGAGAAUACUAUAUUUUCCGAGUACAACCAUCCAGGAACCGCGAAGGCUAGCUGUGUCGGCGACCCACUCCAUAGGGUCCCCCUCGGCAGCGCAAUCUUCCAGUUUCGCAAAGACGACCUCCAACAGCUGCAAGAGCUCCUGCGCAAGGCUGCCGGCGGAGGCGACAACUCUUACCCCCAAGCCUGGAUGACCCUCGCCGUGCUGACCUGGGUUCACAUAUCCAAGGCCCGCAACCGAGCCGAGCAGAAGAAGCUCCCACAUGCAACCCCCGAGGCGGCAGCCCAGCUUGCGAUGCCGAUAAACUGGAAGAAGCGAGCCCCAUUCGGUGGCCAGAGCCGUGACUACUUUGGCAACGCAAACUUGACCACCACCACAGCAUACCCCGCCGGCGUCAAACUCGACGACGACCCAGCAACUCUCUUGAAGCUCGUUAACGCAGUGCAGCACACGCUUUCACAGGUUGACGAGGCGGCCGUCUCUGCGCAGUACCAGCUUUUCGCCUCGCAGGUGGACCGCCAAGCCAUCAAGACGGCGCUCGACCGGUCCAAUAGGAAUCUUUUGCUCUUUGACAGCACGUGGCGGAUCCACGGCGGCGCGGACAUGGCUCUGGGCGCGGGCUUGGUGCCGGGUCUGCUGGGUGACGGCAGGCCUGCGGCGGUGCGCCAGGCCGCGGCUGGUUGUACCGUGGGUGGGCGCGCACUCCUGCUUCCAGGCAGGAUCGACUCGCCCGUGUACGAGCUCAUGGUCAUGCUGCCCACGGCUUCGCUGAUGACCUUGUGUCGCGAUGGUAACUGGAUGCGGUGGGUUGAUCGGGUGCUUUGGUAG
This is a messenger RNA of Pyricularia grisea, 1431 nucleotides long. RefSeq lists its product as uncharacterized. The coding region runs from base 1 to 1431 and encodes 476 amino acids. NCBI's taxonomy places the organism in Eukaryota, Fungi, Ascomycota, Sordariomycetes, Magnaporthales, Pyriculariaceae. The record is from RefSeq and is a predicted model, not a curated record. Gene Ontology annotation, molecular function: acyltransferase activity, transferring groups other than amino-acyl groups. The transcript has a single exon.